Molecule: messenger RNA, 1038 nt
Organism: Rotaria sp. Silwood2
Lineage: Eukaryota; Metazoa; Rotifera; Eurotatoria; Philodinida; Philodinidae
Source: the annotation of a GenBank genome assembly
AUGUUGGAGAAAGAAAACGAACUGAUUGUACUACAUAAGAAGCGGGAUCAGGAAAAACAAGAUAAAGAAGAUGCUGCGUUUCGAGCGACACUUCGGCUUCGAUAUCUACGUACAAGAUCAUCAUCAAUUUCUACUGCACCGUAUACUACUACGAAAAUAUUCAUGCCUGUUGCUAAACCAUCACGAAAAAGUGGUCAUGUUGGGGCUUCAACAAUUGUUUUGACAGAUGAUCAAAAAGAAAAUAUUCGAAUUUUGGGUGACGAUCCUGAUUCUCCUAUUCGUUCGGUAACUGUGUUGUGGCGCUGGAUGAAGAAGUUAGGUUUUGCAUAUAAAAAGACAUCUAAAGUUAUUGUGCUCCUUGAUUCUCCUUUCAAUAUGGCAACUCGUGCACGUUAUUUCGCCAAAAGCAAUGAACUGAGAAACAAUGGUACUCUUAUAUUUUGGCAAGAUGAAACGUGGUGUAAUCAGAAUGAAGAAAAAACCUUUAUUUGGAUUGAUAGAGAUACAGGUGCUAGUCGUCUACGACAAAGUACUGGCAAAGGGAAACGGCUCGCUAUUUCUGCGCUGAUGGGCCCAUCAGGUUUCCAUGCAUCAUCCAUUGAUAUAUUUGAAUGUAAUGAAGAUUACAAUAUGAAUUCAGCACAUUUUCUGACAUGGAUCGAUCGUACUGCGUCUCUUCUUCGAAAGGAACUUGGUAAGAUUUCUCUUUUAUCAUUUUCACUAUUAUUUUUGGGCUUAGGAAAAGGUACAAAAAUGAUUCUGGUGAUUGAUAAUGCCACAUGGCAUAGUCGACUCACAAAUGACACAACACCACCAAAACGAUCAUGGCGCAAAGAAGCUAUUAUACGAUGGCUCAAAAGCCAUAACAUUGUUGUUCCUGAAAAAGCUGUCAAAGCGGAAUUACUCGAGAUUGCUUUAGAUAACCUGCCCCCAAAAAAAUAUGAAAUCGAUGAAGCAGCUAAGAAAUACAAUGUUGGUAUUUUGCGGUAUUUUUUUAACUUCAGUGCUUACUUUUGGUCUCAAAAUGAGUAUUUAUAG